Messenger RNA from Naegleria lovaniensis, 3876 nucleotides. RefSeq lists its product as uncharacterized. Gene Ontology annotation, biological process: protein phosphorylation. Lineage: Eukaryota; Heterolobosea; Eutetramitea; Acrasida; Naegleriidae. The transcript has 6 exons. The record is from RefSeq and is a predicted model, not a curated record. Gene Ontology annotation, molecular function: protein kinase activity; ATP binding. Bases 1 to 3876 code for a protein of 1291 amino acids.
AUGCAACAAACAAUGUGGCAUGACACAAACAUUGUUGAAACCACACCUAUGAACAAGCUAGCAACUAUCAACCAAGAUUCUCAAUUUUGCUACUCUACAUUUCUCAUCAAUUCCUUCAUUAGAAAUCUUUUCAUAACUAAAACCGAACCAUCUCAUCUUCAACACCAUCGUUUCGGAUGGAAAGCGAUGAGCCAUCUAUGUGUUGUGGUAGUAGUGAUGCUAUGGCUUUGGCUUUCCAUAUUUCUACAACGACAUCAAGAUACACUUUCAUAUCAUGUUCGGAAAUUCCAACCACCACCAUAUGGUAUUCAAACUCAAGUAUUGGCAUUGCAUACAGAUUCAUCAUCGUGGCCAUCAUCAGACGUACGUUCAGCACGAUCGAACAGAGAUGAUACUCAAGGCGCUGAUGCUCUCGAGAGGCAAAAUUUAAAUUCAGGAGAAUAUUCCAUGUGGAGAGUGGAAAGUCAAAGUGGUGACAAUAUUCUAAAUUGUAGUUCUUCUUACACAAAUUUUACUCUCAAAUUUUAUGUUGGAACGACGAACACUCAACAGUCCAAUUUUUUAACUCCCAUGCAUCAGGAUCGAAUUUUCACUCCUAAUGAGACGUGUGGCAACAGUUCAAAGAAUCCAUGUGAACAAAUGGGACAAGUCUUUGACUAUAUUAAUGAAAGAAUGAUGCAAGAUAGUGUCAACUACAAGUGUCUCAAUUAUAAUAUCACCAUUGUUGUGUUGCAUAACAUGAUGGAACGACAACUAUACACACGUGUUGUAUGUGGAAAUAAGAUUGUAAAUAUUGACAAGUCAAAAAACGAUGUUAAGCUUUCUCUCACCAUCACAAGUGACAGUUCAACAAAACUACAUACUCUGAGUUGCAGUUAUAUGUAUGGAGAACCAUUUGUGACAGAUCCUUCAUCAAUUACUUCACUGUAUUUAGAGAAUAUUGUGAUGGAUAGUAUGGUACUUUCUCCAGUUAGAAUUUAUAACUCAUUUCUAACCAACACAAGAGUGAGUUUUAUUGAAUUGGAAAAAGUGAAUAUCACGAAAGCGCAAAUUCUGGACAGUGAAAUUACUUUUUUUCAGGUUUCUCAAGUCUACAUGUAUGAUGUGACAGUUUCAGGCGGACUAACCAUGACCGAUUGUUCCAAUAUAUACUUGGAGGAGUUUGAAUUCUAUGAAAUAGUGUAUGGUAUUGGUGAACCAUUCAUUAAGAUACAAAAUGUGGAAAAGCUUGUGUUCAAUUCAAGUCAAUUUGAAUUAGGUAGAAAAUCAAAAGUAACCAUUUCGAUAGCUAUUGAUAUUUAUAUUCAGAAUACAGUUUUUAUAUAUCGUGACCUCAAAUACGAGCAGCCAUAUGAAGAGGAAGAUUAUGGACUUGUUAUCAAAUUAUUUAUUAGACUUUUCAUCAUUGACAGUACAUUCAAAAAGAGAAAUAGUCUACAAGGAUGGCUCAAGUUAAUUAGUGGAGGUUAUGCCAUGAUUCAACAGUCGCAUGUACUCGACAAUGUGUGCACAAAAGCGGAAAGUAUCUUUUUCUUUUACCUUUGUGAAAAUGUUGCUAUAAUAGAAUCUACAUUUAAGAAUAAUGAAGCGCCACAUGGUGGUGGAAUUAUGGCUUCACGAGUGAAUGAAUUUUCCAUCUAUGGAUCUGAAUUUACUAAUAACACAGCAAGAUUGGGUGGAGGAGGAGCAGUUUCAUUACUGGAAUUAGCGGAUUGGUUUGAUAUUCGACAUACGACAUUUGUAUUGAACUCGGCACGUUAUGGUGGUGCUAUUUAUCUAUCGAAUGGAGUUGGUGGUUCUCUCAAUGUUAAAAAUUGCUCGUUUGUGGAGAAUUAUGCAUGGGAAGCAGGUGGAGCUCUCUAUACUGUGAACUCGACCUAUAUUGCAUUGUGGAAUUCUAAUUUUGAGUCCAAUCAAGUGAAAUCAAGUGUUGAUUUGAACGAUUCCUAUGAAACUGGUUGCAGUUGCAUUACAACCUCAAUAGCACCCAUUGGAACUGGAGGCGCUGUUUCUUUAUUUAACACACUCUCCUAUUUUUCCAAUACUACAUUCAGUAAGAAUGAUGCAAAAAGAGGAGGUGCUAUCUUUACCACAUCAACAUGCAACGUGCAACGUUCAACCUUUUCAGAGAACUCUGCCUCCAUUAGUGGAGGAGCUUUAUUUUUCGUCACCAAACCUCCUCUCUUGAACCAAGUCGAGCUUUUAGAUAACCGUGCAGGUGUUUAUGGAUUUGACACUGCAAGCCCAACUAUGGCUUUUACUCAAUCCAUUAUUGAGCCAAAACUCAACGAUCGAAAAAUAUCAGUUUAUUUAGGCGAACAGUUAGUGAUCAAAUUUAAGGACAUGACAGAUCGAAAAGGAAAUAUCAUUUCAGUCAUGUAUGAAUGUCCUACAGUAUCACUCUCAGACCCACGUUUCACAUUGACGAGAAAUGAUUCAAAAUUUAAAGAAAAUUUAUUGGAACUUGGUAUUUUGGCCAAACCAACCAUUGAGCAUCUAGAAUUUGGAGAAGACAUGAUCAAUUUGACGCUACACCUUGGUUUUUCUCAAACACAAGUCCAUAAUUUAACCAUUUACAUCCAAGAAUGCCCAACCGACUUUGUGAUUCAAAAUGGAAAAUGUGAAAUUGGUUUCCCAUUCAGUACAGUCAUUCCAGGUAUUAUUGCAGGAACUGUGGUGGCUACCUUAUUAGGAAUCGUUCUUGGAUCUCUUUCAUGUUUAGGAUGUGCUUUUGCAAGUUGGAAAAUAUAUCGAGUGGCAAGAGGUGUCUACUUGAGACAACGUUCCGAAAAGGAAAUUGAAGAGAAGUUAUUGGUUCAUGAUUUAUCCAUUUCGGAUUAUGGAUCAAUGAAUAGCAGUGCAGAAGAAAGACCUUCUCUAUUAGGAAAGAAUGCCAGUAAUUAUAUCAUUUCGGCUAGUGAGUUAAAAAUUGAAAAGAAAAUUGGAGAAGGAGCGAGUGGAAGUGUGUUUAAAGCAAAAUAUAACAUGAUGGACUGUGCUGUGAAAACGAUUAUCAAAAAGGAAGAUGCUCAUGAAAAUUUUGAAAAGGAAGUCAUGCUUCUCGUUCAACUUCGACAUCCAAAUAUUAUUAGUUUUUAUGGCAUUUGUAUUUCUGAAAAUCAAUUGUGUAUGGUUGUGGAAUUGGGUCAAAAUGGAAGCUUAGAAGAAAUGAUUAAGGAAAUGAAAAAAGGAAGAGUGAAAAAAAAGUUUAAAGAAAAGUUAAAGAUAUUAAUUGGAAUUUCGAAUGGUAUGAAAUAUCUUCAUGGAAUUCAACCAAAAUGUUUGAUUCAUAGAGAUUUGAAACCUGCCAAUAUUAUUUUGGAUCAUUCAAAUACUCCAAAGGUUUGCGAUUUUGGAUUGAGUCGUGAAAUAUCCACUCACACUCAGACGCAUUCACUGACUGGUAACAUUGGAACUUUAAUCUACAUGAGUCCCGAGCUCAUCCUUGAGGAAGAUUCUGAUAAUGGACCCAAUAAUCUAAUGAAAGAAAACGCCACAAAAAUAGAUGUUUAUUCUUUUGCGAUCAUCAUGUACGAAUUGUUAUUUGAAGAGACACCUUACUGGAAUGAAAAUUGUGAAAAAUUGAACUAUUUUCAUCACCUCAAUGCCGAGAAAAAAGUGAAGGCGUUCAAUUUAUUGUAUCAUGUUGCAAAUAACGAAAAGAGACCGCUCGUUCCGUUUUUAAAUGUUGAUGAGAUGAGAAGUUGGUGUGAAAAAUUCAUGAUCAAUGAUGAUCCAACCAACGAUGAGUUCCUGAUUGGGAUGGAUAUGUAUGUCAAGCUAAUGAAACAGUGUUGGUCAACAAAUCCAAUCGAGAGGCCUUCAUUUGAAAGAAUUCUUCAAAAAUUGACUGAUAUCUACAACAUGGAGCUUUAA